Molecule: messenger RNA, 2220 nt
Organism: Trichobilharzia regenti
Lineage: Eukaryota; Metazoa; Platyhelminthes; Trematoda; Strigeidida; Schistosomatidae
Source: the annotation of a GenBank genome assembly
AUGGAUGUAGAAGAAGAAGUACAUGAUUUGGACAGCAGACUUAGAAACUUGAAGUAUCUAAAGGAAAAGUUGAAAGUGAACUUAGAAAAUAGUGCCCUAAGACAGUUGGUGGAAAAUGGAUUGUGCAGGUCUGAGUAUAUGUGUGAUUUCUACCAAGGCUGUUGUGAUUCUAGCAAGGAAGUAUUUAUUGGUAUACUAGAUGAACAGCAUCUCGGUAGCGAGUCCAGUUAUAGUAAGGCCUUACAGUCCAAUUGGAAUAAAUUAAUGCACAGUUUAAAUGGUAACAUCGAUAGCAUCCAGCAUCGCUUGAAAGCUCAUUAUUUGGAUUAUUUUGGUUUGGCUGUACAAGAGAAGGAUGAUUUUGGCAACACUAUUAGACAGGGGAGAGUCAUAGUGCCUAACAUAACUGUAGAGCGGUAUCAUUCAAGCUGGGAGUUGGUGGAUGGUAAACCCGUGGAGAAGGAUGUGAACAACGUUGUGGUGCAGGUAGAAUUGGGUCAUGGGUCAGAUAGAGCGAUUGCUUUGACGGGCGCGGCUCUCGAGAUGCUAAAUUGUGUCAACCCAGCGAAAGUAUUGGCCGCUAAUUUAUUAGAUAGUACCACUAAUUGUCAAUGGAAGUUGGUUCGUUGCAUUCGACAAGUAAGAUCGUGCAUUAGAUCGCUCCGUAGAUCGUUUGAUGUAGGAUUGGUGUUGUUAAGUAUUUUCAAGGACAGAGUAUUGCAAGAUCUGGCUGAAAAUGAUGUUAGUUGGACAGGUUUGUUAAACACCGAUGAGUUACCGUGUAAUUGGUUAACGAAGUUUUACCGGCGACGCAUGAAAACGAUAGUGUGGCGGAUCAGUUUAAAUGAUUAUCUUGAUUUUAUGAAUGGUGUGGACUUGGAAAAAGAACCGUACAAGCUAUCCUGCGGACAUCGAAGGGUGGUAAGUGUGUUACAACAAGGGAAGAAGACUCCAAAGGAGUAUGAGUCAUUAGUAUUGGGCUUGUGGAGUGCAGAGAAUACACGUUGUAAAAUAACAUACUCAUACGUCACUUCUGGGUAUAGUACGUUGGUUCUGGAUUUGUGCAGUGAUACCAGUGUCGUGUUGGAGUACCAUGUCCUGGAGGUAGGGGGAAAUAGAGAAGAUGGAGACAUAGUCAUAGAUAUUGAAGACUGUGAUACUGAGUGUGAGUUCAACCCUGCCUUAAUCAAUGGUCAAUGGGCAAAAGAGAUUGUUACUCCGGGUCUCAAUUAUAAACAGUUGAAAUACAAUAGGAGUAUGUUAGGAAUGAUAUGCAUGGCCACUGAACAGCGAAGGGGUAUGAAAGUGGGCUUAAUGACUGGACUGGAUGAUAAGGUCAUAAAGGAUGACGGUAACGCGGGACUGAGUUGGGGUGUCCUAGUGCAGAUGAAUUUGCUUGAAUACACUGAUUAUUAUGGGAAUGGAUACGUCGGUCGUGAAUAUUCCCGUGCAGCAAGAGUAAUAGAUGUGCUUGAUGUAAGAAGAUUAGUGUCAAAAGCAAUAACAAGUAUGAGUUCCUACGUGGAUCAGUUUGAGAUCAAUUUGGAUAAUAAGGGGGAGAGAGGAGUUGAAUUGGGCUUUCCGGAGGACGCGUUUUUUGAUAAAAUUCGUGGUGUAAUACCUGUGGCAGAGGUGUUGUUUGGACCUAGUGUUAGUCAGACGGUGUCGCACAGUUGGCCUGUAAUUGGAGAUUGCAAUUAUCGAGUUAAAGAAGUGAUGAAGGAGAGGUUGGUGGGGAUCAAUCGACCUGGACUUUAUAUAUCCGACUACGGUUUUGCUGUGGGAUGCAGUUUGGAUGAUGUCUAUAAUGUUGAUGACAAAGAGUUGUAUGGGCGCCGUCUGAAGUCGAUGAGUAGUGUGGCGCAGUAUGAGGGUAUUAAUUACCGCUUGGACGAGAAAUCAAUAGUACCGAGGGAGGGUGCUUUCCGAGUGGUAGUGGGGCCAAUGAUCCUGAUAAAUGGAGCUAUAGUCAUGAAAAACUACGCUGUGGUGUUUUGGGGUGAUGAUUUGAAAAUGCACCGAUUUAGAAAGCUGGAAGUUGACAAUAUCGUUGGUGCACGGAUAUUGAGGGAUACGAUUAAGUAUGAUACAUGGUUAGAGAGUAUCAGCAAUACUAACUACGUGCCUGGUAAAAAGCAGAUCCUUGAUAUAGACUCAGUGGAAUUUCUCAGGUCAGCUUUUAUCGAGGCAGUGGUGGAUAAGACUUCUACAGGUAAAUGA